This is a messenger RNA of Aspergillus saccharolyticus JOP 1030-1, 1371 nucleotides long. RefSeq names its product putative oxidoreductase. Lineage: Eukaryota; Fungi; Ascomycota; Eurotiomycetes; Eurotiales; Aspergillaceae. The transcript has 2 exons. The record is from RefSeq and is a predicted model, not a curated record. Bases 1 to 1350 code for a protein of 449 amino acids.
AUGCCCAUUCCCCUGAUCGUCCAGGGCGUCACUGAGGGUCUAUCCUCCAUCCCCUUCGCCUGGACGAUCCUCAAGCUCGCCCCAUGGGUUCUCCUGGUCGCAGCGCUGAAGUUCUACUUUGGAGGUGCCAGAAAUGCCUCGGAGCGAGUGAUGCACUCAAAGGUUGUGAUGAUCACGGGCGGAACAUCCGGCAUCGGCGCCCAAAUCACCCAAGCCCUCGCCUCCCGAGGAGCGCAAAUCGUCCUUCUAACGCAACACUCCCCCUCCGAUAUUUUCCUAGUGGAAUACAUCGAAGACCUGCGCAAGAGCACCAACAACCAGCUCAUCUACGCUGAGCAAGUCGACCUGUCAUCACUACAUUCCAUCCGCACCUUCGCCACCAAAUGGAUCGACAACGUCACCCCGCGCCGGCUGGACAUGGUCAUCCUCUGCGCCUCGACGAACCCGCCCCCCUCCCAUAAGAAGCUCACCACGGACGGCCUCGACGAGGAGUGGCAGGUCAACUACCUGGCGAAUUUUCAUCUGCUGAGUAUCUUGAGUCCUGCGCUGCGGGCGCAGCCGGCUCACCGUGAUGUCCGGAUUAUUUUUGCCGGGUGUUCGGCGAGUUAUAUCCGGGCGGGUGGGUUUGAUCUAAGGAAGGUGGAGGAGGCUACGAAUUUGCAGGUGCAAACCCUACAAUCACAGCAGCAGCAGCAGCAGCAACAGAAGGUUGGAAGAGCUGGGGCUGGGGCUGGGGCUGGGGCUGGGAAAGGGAAGAAAACCCGACCAAAUACCCAGACAAGCACCAAGAAACCGGAAAGUCUUUUUGCGUUGAGCAAACUCUCCCUCAUGGUCUUUGCGCACGCCUUUCAAAAACAUCUCAAUGCGUUCAAGCGCCCGGACGGCCAGCCGACUUCGACUAGAGUUAUAAUGGUGGACCCCGGGUUCACGCGCACGCCGGGAAUGCGGCGCUGGAUGACGGGCGGGUCGCUGUGGGGCCUACUAGUGUAUCUGGUCACCUGGCCGGUGUGGUGGUUGGUGCUCAAGUCGCCGCAGCAGGGGGCGCAGAGUUUCCUGUAUGCGGCGAUGGAGGCGCGGUAUGGCCGGGAUGAGGGCGGGUGGAUGAUCAAGGAGUGCCGGGAGGUGGAUGUGGCGCGGAAGGAGAUCCGCGAUGAGGCGGCCGGAAAGCUGCUGUGGGAGUUUAGCGAGAAGAUGAUUGAAGUCAAGGAGAAGGAGAGUGCCGUGCAGCGGGCGUUGGCGAAGAAAGAGGCCGAACAGCAGGAGGCGGCGGAGCAGAAGGCGGGGCCUAAGGCCCAGACGCCCGGCUCGCGGAGGAGUCGGAAGGGAAAUGGAUCCGGAAACGGUAAAUAGGAGUGCCAAUAUAUAUGGUGG